AUGGCUCAUGUUAAUGAAAAAGAGAUAGAUGCGAGAACCGAGGAGGAGAAAGCUAUAGAUGCAUGGCUUCCUAUCACAUCCGAUCGAAAUGCAAAAUGGUGGUACUCUACUUUUCAUAAUGUCACUGCCAUGGUUGGUGCUGGUGUUCUCAGUCUUCCAUAUGCCAUGUCUGAGAUGGGAUGGGGCCCUGGAGUGAUAGUAAUGUUGAUGUCAUGGGCAAUAACAUUUUACACAAUAUGGCAAAUGGUAGAGAUGCAUGAAAUGGUACCAGGAAAAAGAUUUGAUAGAUACCACGAGCUAGGUCAACAUGCAUUUGGUGAGAAACUUGGUCUUUGGGUAGUUGUACCCCAACAAAUAGUGGUGGACGUAAGUUCUUGCAUAAUAUACAUGGUUACAGGUGGCAAGUCAUUGAAGAAAUUUCAUGAAACAGUUUGUCCUGAUUGUCAACCAAUAAAACUUACCUACUUCAUCAUCAUCUUUUCCUCAGUCCACUUUGUUCUUUCUCACUUGCCAAAUUUCAAUUCUAUAUCAUUUGUGUCCUUGGCUGCUGCAGUGAUGUCGUUGACAUAUUCGACAGUUGCUUGGGCAACAUCUCUAGGUAGAGGGAUUGAAGGUAGGGUAGUGAGCUAUGAACUUAGGGGUGAAAAGACAAGCGACAAUGUAUUCAUGUUCUUGAGUGCACUUGGAGAUGUUGCUUUUGCCUAUGCUGGCCAUAAUGUGGUUCUUGAGAUUCAAGCCACUAUUCCUUCAACACCAGAAAAACCUUCCAAAGGUCCUAUGUGGAAGGGUGUAUGGGUGGCUUAUAUCAUCGUUGCCAUUUGUUACCUCCCUGUCGCUUUUCUUGGCUAUUGGGCUUUUGGUAAUCAAGUUGAGGAUAACAUCUUGCUUUCACUCGAAAAACCUAUGUGGCUUGUUGCUGCUGCUAACAUGUUUGUUGUCGUCCAUGUUAUUGGAAGUUAUCAGGUUUUCGCAAUGCCUAUGUUUGACAUGAUUGAAACAUAUGCCGUCAAAUCUAUCAAACUAAAACCUUCCACUUUUCUUCGCUUCACAGUUCGUACAACAUAUGUUGCAUUGACGUUAUUCGUCGGUAUGACCAUACCAUUCUUUGGUGGUCUAAUGGGGUUCUUUGGUGGAUUUGCUCUAGCCCCAACAUCAUAUUACCUUCCUUGCAUCAUUUGGCUUAUCAUUGUAAAACCCAAAAGGUUUGGUUUUUCUUGGUGGAUGAAUUGGUUCUGCAUCAUAGUUGGAGUAUUGCUCACUGUUUUAUCGCCUAUUGGAGGAAUGUGGACUCUUAUCAAACAAGCCAAGAAUUACCGAUUUUACCAGUGAUUUGUAGUUUCUUUUUCUGGAAACUUGCGACUGUAAAUAGUUAUCCUUUUUUUUUUCUUUUGCUAUUUUGUUUGUUACAUUUAUGUUUUAGAAUAAUUAUCUAGAACAAACAAAAAUGUAUGUUGUUAUA
Molecule: messenger RNA, 1459 nt
Organism: Solanum tuberosum (potato)
Lineage: Eukaryota; Viridiplantae; Streptophyta; Magnoliopsida; Solanales; Solanaceae
Product: lysine histidine transporter 1
Exons: 6
Coding region: 1-1329 (442 amino acids)
Source: RefSeq, a predicted model, not a curated record